Messenger RNA from Melitaea cinxia (Glanville fritillary), 1683 nucleotides. RefSeq names its product RNA-binding protein 45-like. The transcript has a single exon. Gene Ontology annotation, molecular function: RNA binding. Lineage: Eukaryota; Metazoa; Arthropoda; Insecta; Lepidoptera; Nymphalidae. The coding region runs from base 1 to 1509 and encodes 502 amino acids. The record is from RefSeq and is a predicted model, not a curated record.
AUGUAUUCGAAUAGUAAUCAGACGCGAGGCUCCGAUCGAAGGGAAGAAAAACCACCUUACUCUAGAAUUUUCGUUGUUUGCAAUAAACAACUACGAGAGGACGACUUGAGAGCGAGAUUUGAGCGUUUUGGUAAUAUCGAAGACUUGUAUAUGCCCAGAGAUCGUAAGACUGGUGAGUCUAAAGGCGUCGCUUACAUAAAAUACAGUAAAACCUCAUCGGCGGCAGCUGCUAUACAAGAGUUACAUAUGAAAAUCUUGAACAACGACAGUAAACCGACUAAAGUUAUGGUAGCAGUAAAUAAAAAUGAAAGUACAGCACAGAGCGAGAAUGAGGAUAGGUAUAAAAGACUGUUUAUUAAAAUACAUAGAGAUGCUACUGAAAAUGAAAUCAGACAUUAUUUUUCAAACUUUGGUCAAGUGGAGUCUGUGUACAUACAACGAGACAAAGUGACAGAAGUUUGUAAAGGUUUUGCGUAUGUUCAGUAUGGACGGUUCUAUGACGCUGCUAAAGCUUUUGAGGAGUGUGACAAAAAGUAUAGGCCAGUAUUUGCUACUCCUCGAGAUGGUUUAAAACGUAGUCGAAAUAGUUUAGACUUUGAUAAUGUUAGCAUGAACUUCCCACCAUCUAAAAAUAUGCUUAACACACACACAGAUCAUUAUAGCUCAUCCAAUAACGAUAAAAUUGAAUUGAAAAGUGCACUGACACCUGGUUUAAAUGACUUUAAUGCUAUAACAGUAACAUGCAGUCCACAACUACCACAGGUAUAUAUCGAAAAUCUGUUCAACAUUGUGCCCGGAAUGAUUAAUUUUCAAUACUCAUUGGACACAUAUAAUGGAAUCUCCAAAGCUCUGAUUACUUACGAAGAACCUAAAUAUGCAGCAUACGCUGUACAGAAAUUGAACAAUUUUGAAUUUCCAUCUGGUGAACUACUGUCUGUGAAGCCAGAUAAGAAUCCUUUGAUAAGGGCAGCUAGUGAUUUGACAAACAUAGUUAAUAAUUUCAAACAGGCUGUGGACUCUGGAACACCAGAUUUGAGACAAUUGGCCGAUGCUAUAGCAAAAGCAUCAUCUUUAAUUAGCGCUGCAACUACAGGUCAAAUUGAUGCAAGAGAAUUAAGAGACACUAGCUACUGUAGUGUUAAUUUACCACCUCCUAAGCCUAUGGUAGAUAGCAAUAGCAGAGUUGCUCAAAGGUUAUUUAUUAUCUGUAAGCCUCAACCUCCCCCACCAUCAGUAUUACAAGAUCUAUUUUGCCGCUUUGGAGAUCUCAUUAAUGUGUCCACUAUACCGAAUAAAACCUUUGGCUUUGUUAAAUAUGCAUCAGCGAGCAGCGCACAGGAUGCAAUGAGGACAUUACAUGGGGCUGUUGUUACUGGUAUAAAGUUAAAGGUUCUAGAAGCCGACGAAAAACCCUCCUCUGAUGGUCUUGAGGCCAUUAAAGGAGAUCAUAGAGAGAAUUCUGACUAUGAUAUGGACAGCAAAAGAAUGAGACUUGAUGACGAAGACUAAUAUAAAGCAGGAGUGUAAUUUAUUACUUGACAUCAACUUUUUUAUCCUAUUGUGUUGCAUGUAGUGGUUGAUCUACUAUGACAACAACUUAAACAGUUGGACUUGACUUAAGAAUGAUAUUAAAAAAUAAUUAAAAACAGAUUUAUUAAAAGGAACUUGUGAUUAUAUAUUGUU